Andrographis paniculata is the source of this 4055-nucleotide messenger RNA. RefSeq names its product probable serine/threonine-protein kinase SIS8. NCBI's taxonomy places the organism in Eukaryota, Viridiplantae, Streptophyta, Magnoliopsida, Lamiales, Acanthaceae. The record is from RefSeq and is a predicted model, not a curated record. The coding region runs from base 622 to 3726 and encodes 1034 amino acids. Gene Ontology annotation, molecular function: protein kinase activity; ATP binding. The transcript is spliced from 13 exons. Gene Ontology annotation, biological process: protein phosphorylation.
AUUUGCAUUUGCAUUUGCAUUCUAUUAUUAUUACUAUUUCUGAGCGUUUUUACUCUCCUAUCUCCGCCCUCUCUACACACAUAGAUUCUCUAUCUUCACACAGUUCAAGAUAGUAAUAGGCUGCACUUCAUUUGACUCUGUCUUUCUACCUCUCCCUCUUUCUCUCUCGGGGUUGGCCCUUUUGUUAAUUGUUGAAGUUUCAGUCUGAAAGCUAGAAAGAGAGUCUUUCAAGUGCCAGCAGUUUUCUUUCUGAUGAACAGCCAAGGUUUUUAAUCGUUUGUAUGACUCUGCGUGAUGAUUCUUUAGGUAUAUAGUUGAUUUGGGUUUAGGUCGUCUGUUGAGGAAAAGGUGAUGAGGAAGGGGUUUUCUGCAACGGGUUUAUGGAUUGUGCUGUGCAGGAAAGUAAAACCUCGAAUGACUAAAUCCUUGGUGUUAUUGGGCUUUGUUUGGAACUUUUGAUAUUGACUUGAAGGGUUUAUUAGGGACUUGAUAGUUGCAUCUUUUGUUGUUACGAAUUGUAUUUUUCUGAUCAAGAUUCAUGCUUGGAUUGCGACAAUGGAGAGGUUUAUGGUCAGCUUGUUGCAUCUAUAGCAUUGACUGUAUUAGAGUAAGGGGAAAGAAAUGAAAAAUUUCCUGAAGAAGCUUCAUAUAGGAUCAAAUCAGUCUGAAGAUUCUGAAUGCUCUGCCUCAUCGUCCAAGGGUAACAGGUUGAGUGAUGGUUCACCAAAAGAGAGGCUUUCACACAAGUCCGAUCAUAAGCCUUUUUCCAAUAUUUCAGGGUGGUUGAAUUCUGUCACACAUAGGCACAGUCCUAGUCCCCCUUCUUCAUCUAAUGUGACCAGAGGGGACAAAGUGGAAAACUCUGAUUCUCUUGGCAGUAGUAGCUUUGAUUCUGCUCUGGAAGCAAUGAGGCGUGAUUCGGGUGUUAGUAACCCAAGGGAUCACGAUAUUGAGGAGGAGUAUCAAAUUCAGAUGGCUUUGGAGUUGAGUGCUAAGGAGGACCCUGAGGCUGUUCAAAUUGAAGCUGUUAAGCAGAUAAGUUUAGGUUCCUGUCCUCCUGAGAAUACGCCUGCUGAAGUUGUGGCAUACAGAUAUUGGAAUUACAAUGCUCUCAGCUAUGAUGACAAGAUUCUCGAUGGUUUCUAUGAUCUUUAUGGCAUCUUGACUGAGUCUACAUCAUCUAGAAUGCCUUCCCUCGUUGACUUGCAAGGAACACCUCCAUCCGAUGAUAUCACUUGGGAAGCCAUUCUUAUCAAUAAGUCAGCUGACACCAAAUUGUUGAACCUUGAGCGAAGGGCCUUGGAGAUGGUUUCCAUAUUAAGGUCCCAUACUGCCAAUUUUGUUACCCACAAUAUGGUGCAAAAGCUUGCUAUUUUAGUUUCUGACCACAUGGGGGGCCCAGUUACUGAUCCAGACAGGAUGUUUAUAGCAUGGAGAAACCUCAGUCAUACAUUGAAGGCAACCAAUGGGAGUAUGGUUUUACCUCUUGGUUCUUUGACGAUUGGACUGGCUCGUCAUAGGGCUUUGCUGUUCAAGGUUUUAGCUGACAGUUUAAGCAUCCCCUGUCGAUUGGUGAAAGGACAGCAGUUCACUGGUUCUGAUGAUGUGGCUAUAAAUUUUGUGAAAAUUGAUGGAAUGGAACACAUUGUUGAUUUAAUGGCGGACCCUGGCACGCUCAUUCCAUCUGAUAUAGCGGACGCACACAUGGACUAUGAAAAUGUUGUCCCUCCUGAAGUGACUUCAUUCAGUGGUGACCAAAUUAGUUCCUUUGAAGACACAUCAGAAGUGGGAGCAGAGGGCAAAAGAUCAAAGUUUAGUGAGAGUAUUGGUUAUGGGAAGGAACCACUUGACAUAGGAGAAUCUUUAUCUUCAGUUUCAGCAGUGCAGAAACCUUUGAUUUCUCACAGAGGAACGAAUGAUUUAGAUAAAUUGUGGCCCGUGAAAGGAGAAUCAGCACUUGGAUUCUCUAGUGGGCCUAGCCAUCCAUACAUGCAUGCCAGAUCCCCGUCCUGGACAGAAGGUGUUAGUUCUCCGGCUGUUCGUAGAAUGAAAGUGAAGGAUGUUUCACAAUAUAUGAUCGAUGCUGCUAAAGAAAAUCCACAAUUAGCUCAGAAGCUCCAUGAUGUUUUACGUGAAAGUGGUGUGGUUGCACCGCCAGAUUUGUUUACUGAAACAUACCAGCAGCCGCUAGAUACAACACUGGCGGGUAUCAACCCACCAGUGCAAGAAAAAGAAAUGAAAUGGCGUGAUGACAAACAUAGACCAAAGGGUUAUAGUGAUCCAGGUCGAUCUUUCCUCCCCCCAUUACCUCACCAUGGUGGUCAUUCUAAAGGCCAUUCGGACAAGCAUGCACAGCAACAGUUGCAUCCUCAGGAGGUGACUGAAAUUGAUGUUUCUUCAGAUUUUGAAGUAGGUCCUGCCAAAUAUGCAAAAAAUGUUCCAGUUGCGGCAGCAGCAGCUGCUGCUGCAGCAGUUGUUGCCUCUUCAAUGGUAGUUGCAGCAGCAAAGGCUAACCGUGAUCCAAAACUUCAACUUCCAGUGGCAGCUGCAGCUACAGCAACAGCUGCAGCUGUGGUGGCUACAACUGCUGCUGUUACUAACCGAUAUGAAGCCUUGGAAUCUUCUGUUCAUAUAUCAGAUUAUCCUGGUGCUGUUUUGAGUCCAGCUAUAUGUGGGAAAAGUGAUGGGGAUAGUGAUAGCACAGCUUUUGAACAAGCAAGUGGUGAUCGUGAAAACGAGUGGCCAGGGGCCAAUUUGGAAGGUGAGAGGAUAUCAGAUCGGUCAACUGGGAAUGAAAGUUCAAAAUCUGAUGUUACACUUGAUGACGUAGCAGAUUGUGAAAUCCCUUGGGAAGACAUCACCUUGGGUGAGCGUAUCGGUCUUGGAUCUUAUGGUGAGGUAUAUCGUGGAGAAUGGCAUGGAACUGAAGUUGCUGUCAAGAAGUUCCUUGACCAAGAUAUAACCGGCGAAUCUCUCGAGGAAUUCAAAAGUGAGGUUCGAAUCAUGAAAAGAGUUAGACAUCCAAACGUAGUUCUCUUUAUGGGAGCUGUCACUCGGCCUCCGAAUCUUUCAAUUGUUACCGAAUUCCUUCCUAGGGGUAGUUUGUACAGGUUAAUUCAUCGCCCAAACAAUCAACUAGAUGAACGCAGACGAAUGAAGAUGGCCAUUGAUGCAGCUCGAGGAAUGAAUUAUUUGCAUAAUUGCACUCCAGUGAUAGUUCAUCGAGAUUUGAAGUCCCCAAACCUUCUUGUCGAUAAGAAUUGGGUGGUCAAGGUGUGUGAUUUCGGAUUAUCAAGAAUGAAGCACAGCACAUUUCUUUCCUCAAGGUCUACUGCCGGGACGGCUGAGUGGAUGGCGCCGGAAGUUCUGAGGAACGAGCCGUCCAAUGAAAAAUCCGAUGUUUAUAGCUUCGGAGUUAUCCUGUGGGAGCUAUGCACGUUGCAGCAGCCAUGGGGCGGAAUGAACCCAAUGCAAGUUGUUGGUGCUGUUGGGUUUCAGCAUCGACGCCUCGACAUACCAGAAGACAUGGAUCCUGUCAUUGCCGAUGUAAUCAGGAAAUGCUGGCAAACAGAUCCGAAUUUGCGGCCAUCCUUUGGUGAAAUCAUGGCCAUCUUGAAACCACUUCAGAAACAAUUAACAACUUCGCAACUGUCAAGACCAAACAAGAGACCUGACAGAGGUCACUCUUCAGUGAACUUAGAAAAUUCAGGUGACCGGAAAAGCUAGCUAAUGAGGAAGGAAGAUGGAAGGCCUUAUUUUUUCUGUAUUGGAAGGAGGCCAAUGCAACACGAGUCUGAACGACUGAGGGAUUGUUGAAAAUCUUGACAGAUGCUGGGAGAGAGAGAGAGAGAGAGAGAGAAACAAAAAUUGAGUUGGUCCCAAGUUUUUAUUCUUGAAUGAAUUGAAUUGAAUUGAAUUACCACGCCCUCCUACAUAUUCUUGGCUUUGUGAUGCCAACGCCAUUCUCCACACAACUGUGCAGCUGCUCUUUGUUUUUGUACAUCGACUGGAUGGAUGAUAUUGUUGUAAUUAUCAAUGCUUGAUGAUUUUAGUUC